GUUUCAGGGCACAGUAGAAGAAAAAUGGCAGAACCACGUUUCAACUCAAAUAGGAGAACGUUCGAGGCGUGACUGCCGCCAGUAGAGCGAGUGCCCGGUGCUGGUAUCAUGGAGGAGUUGCAGAUUGAGGACGAGAGGCUGGACAAUAACGAUGGCCUGCGGAACUCUAAGCAAGCGCUUCCUGUGGGCCAAAGCCGUACAAAAGAUCACAGUAAAGAAGCAACUGGAGAGUCAGAGAGCAGGUGACAUCUCGGGCGGCCGUGUGUCCCCACAGUAUGGCGUCAGUAGUCACGAUAGCUUUGAUACUGCUAAGGUGGAACCAGGCUUGUCUGGGAGUGCGGAGGACCUCAGUCCUCAGACGGUGGACGCCGGGGACGCCCGUACCGUGACCACAGCAGAUGACAAUCAUGACAUUGACAUGGAUCUUAUUUGGCCCGAUGGAUGCGAAGGUGAUUCGGUGUUCAAGCGGGGAUGCCUUUACAAGGGGAUAUAUUGGCCGUCUUUAACUAACAGCUUCAGAGAACCCCACCUGGAGUUGAGUUAUCAGAGGUAUUCCCACCGCCAGCGACAAAAGAGCCUCAUCAUCGUUAACUUUGUGGACAUGCUACUCAAGGGAGUUCUGGCAGUGCUGUGGAUUCUGCUUAAUGGUCCAGUUCGAUACCAUGACGUCACCUCGGCUAUCUGGUCCUCGGUCAUGAUGGCAUUCAACUUGGCGGUCUGUCUGCUGGGCUGGUGGCGCUGUUUCGCCAACAACUACCUACAUUGGGCCGCUGUCUUCACUUGGGCCCUCCUCAACAUCCAAGGAUUCAUAGGUGAGGGCCUGGGAUUCUGCUCGCCCGAGUACCUGGUGUGGUACGUGUUGUUCAUCGUGUUCGUUACGUACGGCAUGCUGCCCCUGCCACUUCGCUGGAGCAUGAUCGCCGGCUGUACCACGGCGCUGGUGCAUGUGAUCAUCAGCACCAUCCACAAGGUGCCCUCACAGGAGGACUUCGGGUGUAAGACGAGACAGGCGUUAGCCACUGCACUGACGUACACCUGCCUCAACUUUGCGGGUUUAUACACCAAAUACUUGACUGAUCGUGGACAGCGCAAAGCCUUCUUGGAGACUCACAGAUCCACGGAAACCCGCUUCCGAACACAGAAGGAAAACGACCAGCAAGAGAAACUUCUACUCUCAGUUUUGCCAGACUUCGUAGCCAAGGAGAUGAUAAGAGAUAUCGCCAGUGAGGCUGAGAAGGGUCAGUUUACUCCUCAUCAGUUCCAUAGGAUAUAUCUGCAUUGUUACGAGAAUGUCAGUAUUCUCUUUGCAGACAUCAAGGGCUUUACAGCUUGGGCGAGUCAGUGCAGUGCCCAAGAACUAGUCAGGGUUCUCAAUGAUCUCUUUGCCAAGUUUGAUAAGCUUGCGGCGGAGAACCACUGUCUGCGCAUCAAACUGUUAGGUGAUUGCUAUUACUGCGUGUCAGGGCUACCCAAGCCCCGGGCUGACCACGCCCACUGUUGUGUCGAGAUGGGACUACACAUGAUUACUGCUAUCCACGACGUCCGCAACAAACUCAAUGUAGACCUCAAUAUGAGGAUAGGGAUCCACUCGGGGUCGGUUCUGUGUGGUGUGCUGGGUCUGCGCAAGUGGCAGUUCGACGUGUGGUCCUAUGACGUCACACUUGCAAAUCAUCUUGAGUCAGGUGGAAUACCUGGACGGGUGCAUAUUUCUAGUGCUACCCUGGAAUGUCUACAGGGAGCCUAUGAAGUAGAACCAGGUCAUGGUGACACCAGAGACAGCUAUCUUAAGGAACAUGAAGUAGAAACAUACCUGAUAAAACAGAAGGAACCAUCUAAACCUCGCAAGAGGUUGAUGCACAGAGCGUCUCGACCAGCACUGUGGUCUGAGGAAGAGAAGCUGACGAACUCUGUCAACAGAGAGAGCCCUAAUAUGACUCCGAUUCAUACAUUCCGUCACAACAUUAUCAAACAGACAGACAGCAAUGGAAAUCAUGGCAAUCACAAUAGUUUGGGGUUUGCAGAUGAAUGGACUCCUGAAAUACCUUUUGAAAAUCUAAGUACCAGCGGGCAGGACCUGGAUGUUGAUGAGUUGCCCCCAGUUGAGCCUCCACCCUCCCUUACUCCUGCUGAGGAGGUGGAUGUUAUCAUGGACAACAACAUAGAGGUAGAGAGCAACCAGCGAAUACGUAAGGAGAAUGUCAACGCCUGGACACUUACAUUCAAACAGCCUGAUAUGGAAGUUAAAUUCUGUCAGCUGCGAGAAGACAUGUUCAAGUCAAACAUGCUAUGUUGUUACAUCAUUUGGCUUUUCGUUGUCAUUUGCCAAUUCAUCAUUUUGAGCUGGUCCUGGCUACUGGUACUUGGACUGCUGGGUACUACAGUAGUCCUGAGUCUCGCCCUUGUGCUGGUGAUGGCUGAGGAAUUCCAUCAGCUACCACUUUCUCUGCAAAAGAUGUCCGGAGUUUUGGUGCAGAAUCGCAACAGGCGGACUGCCUUUAUCUGUCUAGUAGUCGCACUCAUGUGUGUAGCUUCAUCUCUUGGUUUGUUUCUAUUUUCUGAUGAUUUAUUGAUGUCGUCAAAUGCUGUGACUCGUCAAGUGAGAUCCAUUGGACAACAUCAGUUACCCAACAGUUUUGUUUUAAGUGUGUAUCAAGAAAAGUUCAACAGGACAGGAGGUGACAAGUUACCUCUACUUAAAAAUGAGUACAAAUAUUUGAGGAAAAAAGCAAAAUUAUUAAAAGACUUUAACAUCAAACUUAAGAAAAGUAAAUUUGAGGGACAAAACGUUUUAAAUAUAGACUUAAGUGCUAGUACUAAAAAGACUCAAGAAAAUGUAAAUUUAGAAAUAAAAAGACUGCAAAGCAAAGAUUUGAUUCUUCCAGAAAAAAAUAUUGGCGAUCUGGAAAAAGGGGACUUCCUCAAUCGGUUUACCAGAAGCAAUGGAGAUGACACUUCAAGACUGAAAGAACAAAUCAUUAGUGAUUCCGAUUUACUAAGUAACAAUAGAACUUCAGAACGAUCUAAUUUGUUUAACGGGUUGUGUAUUCACCCUGAGUACUUAGUCUUUACAUGGGUCAUGUGUUUAGUUGCCCUGGCAACCACACUCAAGCUCUACUUCCUCAUCAAGACACUUCUCGCUUUCUUCAUGGUCACCUUUUAUGCACUUCUAGUCAUCAUGGGAUAUCCCAGUACUUUCAUCAACUAUCCAGAAUCAAAGCUCAAGAUCCCACUCACAUAUCAGAUGCUGCUGCUUCUUAUUGUGUUCUUGACGCUUGUGGCUUAUCAUGCCCGACUGGUGGAGGUCACUUCCAGACUGGAUUUCCUGUGGAAGCGAGAGGCACAGCGAGAACUGUCAGAGAUGCGUGAGACACGACGCAACAACCGGCAACUAUUGCGGAACAUUUUGCCUGACCAUGUUGCCAAUCAUUUUCUUACACAGGAUAGGCAAGCUGAGCAUCCCUGGGUGCAGUUCACUUUGGGAAGAGUUCCUCUACCGAAAGAUUUUUCAGAAGAUGAGGAACUGUACUCUCAGUCCCGAAACAAUGUCGGAGUAAUGUUUGCCAGUAUACCUAACUUCACAGAGUUCUAUUCUGAAGAUAUCAACAAGGGAAUUGAGUGCAUUCGACUGCUCAAUGAAAUUAUUGUGGACUUUGACGAGCUGCUAGCUGAACCAAGAUUUUCUUCAAUUGAAAAGAUCAAAACAGUUGGAGCAAGCUACAUGGCGGCAUCAGGAUUAAAUCCAACUCAUAGGGGAAGAGAAGGUGAAAAUGACCAUAUCUGCGCUCUUGUGGACUUUGCCAUUGCCAUGAAGCAAUGUUUAGAGGAACUCAACAAGCACUCAUUCAACAAUUUCCAGCUUAGAGUUGGUAUCAGCACUGGAGCUCUUGUGGGCGGAGUGAUCAUCGGAGCACGAAAGCCUGUCUAUGACGUCUGGGGCAACACUGUGAAUGAGGCUUCUAGGAUGGACUCGACUGGUACCAUGGGCCGAAUACAAAUCCCUAAGGAGACAGCUAUGAUGCUGACAGCACGAGGAUACCAGCUGGAGUACAGAGGUUUGGUGCCAGUCAAGGGUAAGGGCGAGAUGGAGACGUACUACGUGGUCGGACGUGCGGCCGGCAUACAGGGGGCAUUCACUCGCACACCAUCGCAGCACGCCUCCUUGGCAGCCGUCGUAUAUGGCAUGGUUCAGGCCCGCCGCCGACAGAACACAGUAAAGAGAACACACACGCAGAGUGGUGGUCUGAGCAGGACCAAGUCGCAGCACUCCUCCUCUUCUAGAGGAGUGUUUGAGUCUACUCUCUCGCCGAGGUCCGGUGGUAACCGUCUGGUCAACUUCCGCAGCUUCAGGAUGUCUCAGCAGUCGACUCCGAAUCCUGUGAGGCGCCACAACACCUCACGUCCAAGCCGUCAAGUCAGCCAACCUGCCGAGGAGAGUCACACACGGUCGUACCAAAACAUCCGUCAGCUCUCGGUGGACCCUAAGCUGCUGAGUCGCACCAACCAAGGGUUGUUGUCCAGUCUGCAGCUUGUGCAGCGUUCUGCACCCCAGACACCUUUGAUUGACAACAAUCGCGCUAGUCGAACUCCUCCAACAACCAACCGUUCCUUGUCACCCAUGAACAACGUGACUCCUCGGUCAAACUCCCCUAACGAUAUUCCCUUCUCGACCAUAACGGCCAGGACGGCUUCACCAUCCAGUUACAGUAUGGUCUUAAAACCCAACGUCCGCUCGAUAUCCAUGAACUUCAGCAACCCUAAUGAGACCCAGGAUGUUAGAUGAUUGUCGGACUUCUAAGGAGCCUUUAGGUUCCUUAGAAUAAAAUGUUCCUACUCGUGGGUGCUACUUACGCUUCUACAAGACUCCGUUCCUUCAUUCACUAGGCCUAACUCAGUGAUCUAGUAAAGACCAAUAAUGUAGAUAUAUUUUUCGUACAGGUAGCUUGCUAUGUAGAUAAUGUGUCGUAAUUUAUUUCUAAAGUAAUUUUACUGUACAAAGAUACUGUCUAAAACUCUAGUGUCUAUUACAAGAAUCUGAUUAACUUUAAGAUUUGUAUAACUGUGUAUAUAGUAUGACUAAUUGUACAUUGUCAUUCUUUAUUACUGUACGCUGUAAAAUAAAAUCUGUUUUACAAAUAAAA
Molecule: messenger RNA, 5138 nt
Organism: Homalodisca vitripennis (glassy-winged sharpshooter)
Lineage: Eukaryota; Metazoa; Arthropoda; Insecta; Hemiptera; Cicadellidae
Gene: Adcy8
Product: adenylate cyclase type 8
Biological process (GO): intracellular signal transduction; cAMP biosynthetic process; adenylate cyclase-activating G protein-coupled receptor signaling pathway
Cellular component (GO): plasma membrane
Molecular function (GO): adenylate cyclase activity
Source: RefSeq, a predicted model, not a curated record